AUGCUCGGCGGACGCCGGGGCGCACUCCCGGACGGCGACAGCACAAGGAUGACUACCUCAAGUUCAACGCGCGUCCGAAGGAGGUUGGAUCGACGUGCUAUGCCAACGAAUGUCCCGCUUAACGAGGAGGGAUUCGAAGACGCAGAUGAGUUCUUCCGCUCGUCACCGCAGUCAGGUCCCUCGAGCUCCCGUCACCAGACUCCAGCGGCUAGGCGAAGUGAUGGGUCGUCGCCCAGCACCGUCCGAACGAAUCGAUCACGCCGGUCGCGCAUCAGUGACAUGGUGGCGGACGAGGAUGAUGAGGCGUUCGCGGAGAAUCUCCUCGCGGACGACGACGACGAUGACUUGGGUGGAACGCCGCGGUUACACUUCCCAAGCUCCCCUAGUAGAUUACCACCGAAGUCCCCAAGUGUUGGCUUCGAUGCGAUCCCUUCCCCUUCUAUGUCCUUCACGGCUCGGCGCUCCACGAUCGGUGUUAACUAUCGACCUCUCGAGCCGCGACUGUCACCAACCACGCCUUUACGAAACGAAGUCUCUGGUCUGCAUUCACCGCCAGCGUUAGAGGCGGACGAAGACGACAUGGGACAGGGCAUGGAAGUCGACAUCAGUGCUGAGUUCGAGGAGGAUGUCGUGGAGGAAGUCUCGUUCGAGCGUCGGACCAUCGAGGAUGAUGGUCCAGGAGAAGCAGAAGAGGAGGAGGAGGAGGAGGAGGAGGAGCAGAUCAACGAGCCGAAAACGCCGCAGGCCACCAACUUUGGCAAGGUUCGAGAUCCCGGGCUCCGCACGUCUGUCCAUGGCAAGUCCAAGGGUCCCAUACCUGACGAGGAAGACGACGAGGACGAGGACGUCAACAACAGGAGUUUUCAGGAACCUCUGGACGACGUUGGUGGUGAUGGUAGCGGCGUGGCAGACACGUACGACGACUACAGCGACGCUGGCGGCCCCGAAGGAGGCUUCGAGGUCAACGACCAAGACGACUUGCCUGCUGAGGACGACUCGAACUAUGACAUAGAUAACACUGUGAACAUCGACAACACCGCUGACGACAUUGACCACACCAUGGACGACAUUGACAAUACUGUGGACAACACUGUGGACACUGUUGACUCCGCGGACAUCACUGCGGACGUUACGGGCUUCAUGGACGACGGCGGCGACGAAGAGGGUGAUGUUUCGCUGGAGCGUCAAGCCAUUGAGGAAGAGGACAUGGACGAGGAGGAUGAGGGCGAUGUCACGGCUAUCAGCCAAGAGCGGACCCCCAGGCCAAAGAGCCGCCCAAAGAAAAAGAAAGACGCUUCCACGCCACGAUCCCCGGCUGAUCUACCCAAACCGAAGCGAUCCCGCAUCUCCCAGCUUCCAGACAGUGAGUUCAUCGAGGCUGCUUAA
Messenger RNA from Trichosporon asahii var. asahii CBS 2479, 1386 nucleotides. RefSeq lists its product as uncharacterized. The transcript is spliced from 3 exons. Bases 1 to 1386 code for a protein of 461 amino acids. The record is from RefSeq and is a predicted model, not a curated record. NCBI's taxonomy places the organism in Eukaryota, Fungi, Basidiomycota, Tremellomycetes, Trichosporonales, Trichosporonaceae.